This is a messenger RNA of Phytophthora infestans T30-4, 2683 nucleotides long. RefSeq lists its product as uncharacterized. Bases 1 to 2640 code for a protein of 879 amino acids. NCBI's taxonomy places the organism in Eukaryota, Oomycota, Peronosporomycetes, Peronosporales, Peronosporaceae. Gene Ontology annotation, molecular function: calcium ion binding; protein binding. The record is from RefSeq and is a predicted model, not a curated record. The transcript is spliced from 4 exons.
AUGAGGAUUUCCGAGUUCUCGCAUCACCUGAAGAAGACGUCCCUGUGGGACAAUGACAACCAAGCCGACCCGGAGGCUGAGCAGACAACGGCCGAUAUUCUGGCUAAGGCUACUGCUACAAUUCGAGCAAGUCUCGGAGUGAACAACCCGGAGGACAUCUGGAAAGCCUUGGGACUUUAUCUCCGGAAGCAGCUUAUGUAUCACAAUGCCGUCGGUAUCACGGAUUUUGGCGCGUUUGGCUUUAGCGAGAGCAACGAGCCAGUGUUUGUGCAAGACCCUGUGUUUCUUCACAUGACUCGACUGUGCUUGGCAUCGCGGAAACGAGGCGACCUCAUACAGCCAACUCUACCGGAAGAUGAGGACGUUGCCAGCAUCGAAAUGAGUGAACUUGCCGCUAACUAUCUUCAAAACUGCAGCAAAGAACUAGUGAAAACGGUCAUCUCGAGUGUUCUGGCGUGGGUCGUUGCGUGGGCGAAAGACGGUCAAGAGAUGAGACUGAGUUUCCUUCCUGUAGGUGAAUGGAUCUGUGAUGGUAACAGUGUGGAUUUCGAAUUCGCAGACACUUUUCGUAAAGAAAAUGGCUCUCCGGUUGUCCGAUCUCUCUACAAGCUAUGCCAGCCGACAUCCUCAUCGAUAGCAAAGCAGUUGCCACCUCAUGGACAGCGUCGCAGCCCUGCUGCAAAAGAAAUCGUCGAUGCCAUGCGGAACUCUCGCCCCACUACAGCAUCCAGCUCUCGAACUUGCAGAACCAACCAGAGUGGCAAGACUGCGUCACAGCCUACAACUCAGCAAAUGGAUACGAUUGAUCGCUUGCGUAAGAGACUCAGCAGAAGCAAAGUAGUGCAAGGGCUCAACGCGCUAGUCGCUGUCUUGAAUCCUAUCAAGACGAGUGCCGUAUCGUCUACUGAACUCAGUUUAUCACUGCGAAAAUUGGGUGUCAAAGUCUCAUCAGCCGAACUGAAAGAGCUUGCGACAGCCUUCGCUCACGAGAAGCGAGGAUAUGUAGAUACUCGCAAACUUCUCGAUGCACUUCGAGGCCAUCCGUUGAGUGGUGAGCGACUUGAGGUAGUGGCAAGAGUUUUCCACCAAUUGGAUCAGGAAUGCUCGGGCUCGGUGCAUAUUGACGACCUGGUCAAGCAUUACGAAGUGGGAUUUCUACCACAAGUACGAGACGGGAAGCAGAGUAGACUGGAAGCUCUGACUGAGUUCCUUCACGAGUGGGCCUGUGUGAACUCUACUGCUACCGACAACAUAACGUUCGAAACGUUUGCCGAGUACUAUCAUAAUGUAAGCGCUUGUAUCGACAACGAUGCCGACUUCGAGCGGCUAAUGCGUGAAGCGUGGCACGUACCCGAGCGAACCUCAAACCAAGAUGAUCAGUCAAGGAUGGAACACAGCAACAACGUACCAGCGACAACCUUCGAUAUGACAUCGGGGGAUUAUCUAGCACCUCCUCUAUCGGACGAGAACGAGUGGGAUAAUACUGAAGGGGUAAAGAUGAAGCUCCGAGAAGAAACGUCUCCGGACGAGGUGUGGUCGUAUCUCCGCACACAGUUGCUUUUCCCCCAAAACUACGAAGAUGGAGCUAGACGAUGGCCAACUCUGGAUAAUAUGUGUCGCCGAUUGGGUGCAAACCGCGUUAUGGGUGACGGUAACGAGUCGAUGAACAUCAAAGCGUUUGCUCAGGCGCUGGUCUUGCUGGACAAGCGCUUGCCAUUCAAGAAAGCCUACGACUUGGCGCGCUUCGUGGCUGCCCAUUGUUGCAACGAACUUGGCGAUAGUGAAACCAUCGUGCUCCAAUCUCUCUACCGUCAGAUUAGGACAAACCCGAACGAGGUUGCAGCCAAAGAACUAUCAGUCGCCAACAACUACAUCGAGUAUUACGCAUCCAGAGCUAUCGAGAGGAUCCGUGCGCGUGUGAAAGGGUUUCGUCUUAAUGAUGAUAAGGCUGACAGCUCGUCGCUUGUGGAUAUUGCGACUUUGGAGAAAUGGCUACAGGCAUCAAGCUCCACUGGUGACUGCCUACUGCUAAAGUACGAGCUGAGAAGUGCCCUCCUAAAAGUCGGCAUCGAUGUCACCUACCACGAUCUGGACUACCUCUUCGCCUACUUUGACGUUGAACGCCAAGGUUUUAUCAACUACGAAUUGUUCUUGGAUACACUUCGUCUUUCCUCGGGUGUGCUGCCAAAACUUGCCAAACGACUAGAAAAACGAGUGACGAUACAAGAACAAACUCACGAGAAUUUUCCAGCGAACGGUCAGCCGUCCAUUGCUUUGGUCUCGGCAGCGUCAGCUCCGCCUGUAAGACGGAGGAAGCAGCUAACACCUCGAGAGCCGCAGCUUAACUACCGCCGCCGAAACGUGAUCCAUCGAGCGAUCUAUGACCAAACCACAAGACCAGCCUUCACCGAAUCACUAAACUUCAACUUCCUCGGGAUCGAGCGACGACGUCGCGACUAUGCCGCGCAGUUAAUACAGACUGUUUUUCGAGGAUUUCGUGCUCGUCGGAUCGUAUCUCGGCUUCGUCUUAAAGUGGCCGCCAGAAAUUGUCGCUUCAACAUGAUGGCUCAGGAACAGCAGCAAUGGCUUGGCAACAAGAAGCUUCACCGAACUGCUCUGCCGACUGCGUAUGGCUUCUAGGCGACAAAAUGUUUUUAAAAGCGAUAAUACUCCUUCGACUUCC